UUCGUGGAGGUAGGACGUUGCGGCUCCGUCCGCCUGCCCACACGCCUGUACCAUUCUCCCUCACACAGCUUUGCGGGGCCGGUAUACACCCGCCGCUCGCUGCUCAGGACAGGAAAUUCCUCAUAAAUCGUCCGCGUAACUUAAACAGAUUUGUAAAACCUUCAAGUACAUCAAAAAAGAAAUCCAGCAUCACAUAAACUAUUAAUGAUGAAACGGCAUCGAGUCAUUAGAGUGAAUUAGUGGCUACCUGAGCUGACCCGUAGCCCUGAGCACCUGUGUUUACCUGUGAUCAAGAUAAUGGAGGCCCCUCACCUCGCCACUACCGGGAGGCGAGACUGCCGCUGCACCAGGUCAGGCGCGCGGAGCUCUAGGUCACGUGUGUAAAGGAAUAAAGUGCCAAAGGAGUAGCCAGGCCUCAAUUAUUCCCUCCCCUCCUUGCCCUCCUAUCUUCUCCAGGCACUCACAAAACAAAGGACGGGCAGCAAACAAAACUGACAUCUGAGGACCUUCUCGUGCAACACUGUGACGCAUCGCCGCCAGGAAAUGUCACGCGGAAGUUAAACCCACACGGCCCCAGAGGGCCAAGUGUGCGUGGUGUCCCUCCGCCGGCUACCUGUCUGUGGAAAAUCAAGAUUGCGAACGAAUCCACUGCAAUCAAGGACGUGUCUGGAAAGGGAUAUUACUCUGAUAGAAAUUCUCAUUGGCCUUCAGGGAUUUUAUAGGAAGGGGAAGAUUGGAAAAAUAAGUGAUGAAAAUGCUCAUGAAUAUCGGAUUUUUUUCACAGUACUUGCAAAAAUUCGGGAAAAAUAAGGUUGAACUAAAUAAUGUGUACUGACUAAUAAUACAUAUAGCUGCAGUACACGUGUGGAGGAAGAUAUAUACAAAGAAUAUUUCCGAACACGAGUAACUGAGGGAAUAUUUUGAGACCACGAACGUGAGUGUGUUUGCCAAAACGUCAAGAGGAGUCGCGUGGGAAGCAGACCAAGAGUGAUGUGUGCGGCGAGGCGGCGGUGCGACCCAGGGAGCGGCGCGACCCAAUUGUGAUGAUAGGAAUGCAUUAAGCUGAUCUUUGGUAGUCAGGCGGCGGUGCUGUAGUGAAUCUUUACCGCUGAGAUAAAGAGUACGAUAAACCUAACAGGAGUGGAGUGUACUGAAGAAGGAGCUGCAGAAGGUGGACGGAACGAAAGUGGAGAGACAUAAGGAGCGUCACUCUGCUUUUCCUCCUUUUCGUCCCCUUAACGACGCCUGGUGAAGAUGGCUGUUCUUCCCCUCCUCCUGUCUCUACUGAGUGGUCUGGCAGCAGGCGUGAGAAGCGAAGGACUCAUUCCCCCGCCGCCUCGUCACCGACCAGCCCUACUUCGACCCAAGCAUGUCCACAACCCUCACUGCCCACGUGGGAAGGCGCGCAGAGCUUCACUGCCGCGUUCACUCCAUUGGGAACAGAACCGUGUCGUGGAUCAGAGGACGCGACCUGAGAAUCUUGACAGUAGGGCGCUAUACCUACACCACUGACCUUCGCUACGAGGCGCUGCACCAGGACGGAACCAACCAAUGGACACUGAGAAUUACGUCCGCCCAGCCGCGCGACCAGGGCACCUACGAAUGUCAGAUUAGUACUAAGCCCGUGAAGGCGUUCACCGUGUUCCUCAAAGUGCUCGAGCCUCAAGGGGAGAUCCUGGGCUUCCCGGACCUGUACGUGCAGAAGGCCAGCAUGAUCAACUUGACCUGCAUCCUGCACGACCUGCCCGAGCCUCCUGAGUACGUGCUCUGGUACCACGAGAACAAGAGCAUCAGUUACAGCAGCAGUCGUGGCGGGGUGUCCAUGGUGGUGGUGAAGGGCCCCACCACCACCAGCCACCUGCUCAUUACAUCCGCCACCACGCAGGACGCUGGAUUGUACACCUGCGCCCCGGCCGGUCUCUCCCCCACCCAUAUCAGAGUCUACGUUCUUGAUGGUGAGGACGCCGCUGCCACACUCAAGAAUACAUCUGCCACGCACACCCAUCCCCUGCUGCCUCUUGGAGAGGGUCGUGUUAAUCCACCGGUCGUCGCCACCACUACCACCACCACCAUGGGCAGCGUGACGGGCGGCGCCAGCAGGAUGGUCGGGGCGUCCUUACCGCUGUCCCUUCACCUCUCCAUUGCCCUCACCGUGGCUAGAAUACUUGACUCUGUGUGGGUUGAAGUGACGUAAUACUCUUGUUUGUGUGUCUGUGCGUGUGCGUGUGCGUGCGUGCGUGCGUGCGUGUGUGUGUGUGUGUGUGUGUGUGUGUGUGUGUGUGUGUGUGUGUGUGUGUGUGUGUGUGUGUGUGUGUCAAUUAACUUCCCUAUCCCCUUCAUCUGUGUACGUAUAUAUGUUCCAAUAAGCGUGAUUACAAUGCAGGCGUAUGUGUACAGACACACACACGUACGAGAAUGUACAUCAACCUUUGUCGUGUGUAUUGCGUGUACCAUAUUAUGCACAAAAUAUCUUCCCAAGUACUCACACCAUUUCCCAAUAGUAUGCUUGUGUGUGUGUGUGUGUGUGUGUGUGUGUGUGUGUGUGUGUGUGUGUGUGUGUGUGUGUGUGUGUGUGUGUGUGUGUGUGUGUUUGUGUGUGUGUGUACUUCUCUGAUGGAUACACAAAGCAAAUAUGUCAAUAAUAUUAUAAUAUCAAUAAAUUAUUUACUAGA
Messenger RNA from Portunus trituberculatus (swimming crab), 2672 nucleotides. RefSeq names its product zwei Ig domain protein zig-8-like. Gene Ontology annotation, biological process: synapse organization. Gene Ontology annotation, cellular component: neuron projection membrane. The transcript is spliced from 7 exons. Bases 1370 to 2194 code for a protein of 274 amino acids. NCBI's taxonomy places the organism in Eukaryota, Metazoa, Arthropoda, Malacostraca, Decapoda, Portunidae. The record is from RefSeq and is a predicted model, not a curated record.